This is a messenger RNA of Propithecus coquereli (Coquerel's sifaka), 3547 nucleotides long. RefSeq names its product Sec23 homolog A (S. cerevisiae) (gene SEC23A). Gene Ontology annotation, molecular function: GTPase activator activity; zinc ion binding. Gene Ontology annotation, cellular component: COPII vesicle coat; endoplasmic reticulum exit site. Gene Ontology annotation, biological process: COPII-coated vesicle budding; intracellular protein transport; COPII-coated vesicle cargo loading. The transcript has 17 exons. NCBI's taxonomy places the organism in Eukaryota, Metazoa, Chordata, Mammalia, Primates, Indriidae. Bases 230 to 2212 code for a protein of 660 amino acids. The record is from RefSeq and is a predicted model, not a curated record.
CCUCCCCUACGCCCCGCCUCUCCCCCUCCCCUUGACGUGGCAGAGGCGGACCAGCCAUGUUGGCCGGGCUGAGGUCUUUGCAGAGGCCGGGGGCGGGGCGGGGCCGGCCCUGAUUUCGGUGCCACGGGCUGCUCCUGCUCGGCGGAGAAGACUGAUUUUGUAAGGUGGAGGCUGCGACAGGCUGAGAUCUUGUAGAGGAGGCACUGAGAAAUAAGAAUCAAGCUCCACAAUGACAACCUAUUUGGAAUUCAUUCAACAAAAUGAGGAACGAGAUGGAGUCCGAUUUAGUUGGAAUGUUUGGCCAUCAAGUCGACUGGAAGCUACAAGAAUGGUUGUUCCCGUGGCAGCGCUAUUUACACCACUGAAGGAGAGACCUGAUUUACCGCCUAUUCAAUAUGAACCUGUUCUUUGUAGUAGGACCACUUGUCGUGCAGUUUUAAAUCCUUUAUGUCAAGUGGAUUAUCGAGCAAAACUCUGGGCUUGCAACUUUUGUUAUCAAAGAAAUCAGCGUGGUCCUCAGAUGCCUUUGAUAUUCCUCUACGUAGUUGAUACUUGCAUGGAAGAUGAAGAUUUACAAGCCUUAAAAGAAUCCAUGCAGAUGUCAUUAAGUCUUUUACCACCUACAGCUUUGGUUGGACUUAUUACUUUUGGGAGAAUGGUGCAGGUUCAUGAACUUGGAUGUGAAGGCAUUUCAAAAAGCUAUGUCUUCAGAGGAACAAAAGAUCUGUCUGCCAAACAACUGCAGGAAAUGCUGGGACUCUCUAAAGUACCGGUUACUCAGGCAACACGUGGUCCUCAGGUACAGCAGCCACCUCCUUCCAAUAGAUUCUUACAGCCAGUACAAAAAAUAGACAUGAAUCUCACAGAUCUUCUUGGAGAACUUCAACGAGACCCUUGGCCUGUACCACAGGGAAAGAGACCUUUGCGUUCUUCUGGAGUGGCACUUUCUAUAGCUGUAGGACUGCUGGAGUGUACUUUUCCCAAUACUGGGGCUCGUAUCAUGAUGUUCAUCGGUGGUCCUGCUACUCAGGGGCCUGGAAUGGUGGUUGGAGAUGAAUUGAAGACACCUAUAAGAUCAUGGCAUGACAUUGAAAAAGACAAUGCCAAAUAUGUUAAAAAGGGAACUAAGCAUUUUGAAGCAUUGGCUAAUCGAGCUGCUACAACUGGCCAUGUUAUUGAUAUCUAUGCAUGUGCAUUAGAUCAGACAGGUCUCCUGGAGAUGAAAUGCUGUCCCAACCUUACUGGAGGAUACAUGGUAAUGGGUGAUUCUUUCAACACUUCCUUAUUCAAGCAAACUUUUCAAAGAGUCUUUACCAAAGAUAUGCAUGGACAGUUUAAAAUGGGCUUUGGUGGUACAUUAGAAAUAAAGACUUCAAGGGAAAUAAAGAUUUCAGGAGCUAUUGGACCCUGUGUAUCUCUCAAUUCUAAAGGACCCUGUGUAUCUGAAAAUAUUUUGUUUAGUUUUUACUCCAUUAUUUUUACACAGCAUAAUGCUCCAAUUCCUCAAGGAGGGCGUGGUGCAAUCCAGUUUGUGACUCAGUAUCAGCAUUCAAGUGGGCAGAGACGCAUUCGAGUGACCACCAUUGCUAGGAACUGGGCAGAUGCUCAAACACAAAUCCAGAACAUUGCUGCAUCUUUUGACCAGGAGGCAGCUGCUAUUCUUAUGGCCCGGCUGGCAAUAUACAGAGCAGAAACAGAGGAGGGGCCAGAUGUGCUUAGGUGGCUGGACAGACAGCUCAUUCGACUGUGUCAGAAAUUUGGAGAAUAUCACAAAGAUGAUCCAAGUUCCUUCAGAUUUUCAGAAACUUUCUCCCUUUAUCCACAGCCGGUUCUUCUUGAUAGCAGUAGCAUUCUUGCAGAUCGUAUUCUUCUCAUGGACACAUUCUUCCAGAUUUUGAUUUAUCAUGGUGAGUGGCGGAAGUCAGGAUAUCAGGAUAUGCCGGAAUAUGAAAAUUUCCGCCACCUUCUGCAAGCCCCAGUGGAUGAUGCACAGGAGAUCCUUCACUCCAGAUUUCCAAUGCCGAGAUACAUCGACACUGAACAUGGGGGCAGCCAAGCCCGUUUUCUGCUUUCAAAAGUCAACCCUUCACAGACUCAUAAUAAUAUGUAUGCCUGGGGGCAGGAGUCUGGAGCACCUAUUCUAACAGAUGAUGUUAGUUUACAAGUGUUUAUGGAUCACUUGAAGAAACUUGCUGUGUCAAGUGCUGCCUGAAGUGCUUAAACAUUUUAAGGACAUUUAAGAAGAUAAAAUAAUAUUCCAAUUUCAUUUUUUUCCUCUUUCAAUUUAUCUGUGGAAACCAACAGAGAUCUCUCUCUAGACUUUUUUUUGUUUUAGUAUAGUUUAAGACAACAUAUGGAAAAAUGUUCACGUUUGUAGAUUAAGCUGGAAUAUAAUGAGAGCAAUAAGAACAAAUUUGUUUUGCUUGCCACAGUAUUAUAACUGGUUUUAGAAAUUUAAGGUCUUUAUAAGUGAAUUAUGUUUAAGGAUCAAAAUAAAGUCUGCCUUGUACUGCCGAUAUCACACUCAUUUGAAUAUUGCAGACAAAUCCAAAGCGGCACUGAAUGUCCUUGCUGACAUUUUAGAAACUUGUUUCUUAAUUUUAGCCAGAAAGUAAGAAAAGAAAAAUAGUAAUGAUAAAUGUGAACAUUUUUGCUUAUUCCAUUUUUUUUUGUGAUUUUCAGCACUUAUGUAUACACUUUUUCUGUACUUUUGUUAAAGCAGAUUUAUUUUUAUGACGAUUUGUUUAGGAAUUAUUUGACUUUAUAAUGGUAAUUUUCAUGAAGAUAAUUUAAUGGUUUUUGGUUAUUUGGAAAAAUAGUUUAGAGAUGAAAAGUUUUGGGGGGUAAUGAUCCCACACUGACAAUAAAUGUGAAAUUUCUACAAAGUACCCAACUUAAGUGGCAAAACAUGAUAAUUUUUUAAAAGGGAGAUAGAAAAUAAAUCAUUUUGUCAGAGUGCAUUUUAUUAAGCCUUUGCAGUAAAAUGACUCUUGUAACUACUAAAACAAUUUGGUUUUCACUGCAUGGUUUUGUUGUUUCCCCUUGUUUUUCUGAGGUAAAUUUUACAUUAUAUCCUUCAGUAUUUUAACACUACUUUGGGAGUUUACACAUUACUCUUUGUUUCUGCUUCCUUUUUGUGAAAUUUAUUAAGUCGUGGUUCUUUUUGAGACAGUAUUAUAUAAUGUUUGUUAAUUAUGUCACGUGAUGCUCAGUUCUAUUUUGAUUUAUUCAUUAGUGUCAUUCAGUUUUAUCAUUUAAAGUUUACUUGUAGCAAAUAUGUUUACAUUGCUAAAUCCAGAUGUGUUUUGACAAUGAAAUUUAUGUAUCAAGUACUGCAAAUAAAAGGUGGUGCUAUGAUAUGUUAUUAGAAGGACAGUUUUGAUGAUUGUAUUUGCAUGAACACUAUCAUAUGAUGGUAAAACAGAAACUUAAGAAAAAAAUUGUUCAUAUGAUAUAUUCAGUUAGCCUAAAUGAAUUACUUUGUUCCGUUUUAUUUGAAUUGGACUGUGCUAGGCCUAAAUGCCAAUAAAAUAUACUUUUCUCUGUU